CCCAAAUCUUCUGUGAACAGGACAGAGCACAGCCCACGGCCGGAGAGGGCUCUUACCCCCUUGGUGCGCACGGUGGCGAUUCAGACAGAUUACCGGGAUAGCGAGGCGCAGACUGACCCCUACACUCCAGAGUUUGUAGUGCGACCCGGGUCUGUUCCCGAGAUACUGAUGCUGGCCAAUCUGACCUGGGGCCAUGGUCUCCCUGCUGGGCUGGCAGAAGUGGAGAUGAUCGAGCGGGCAAGAGAAAAGAGAGCCUGGGAGGCAACACUGCCGCCUCUGAGCGAUGAAAGCCAGCUGGAGAAGAGACGAAAGAUGAUGGAUGAGCAGGAGAGGAAGGAGUGGGCCUUCCGGGAGCAGGAGAUAGGGAAGCUGCAGGAGGCUCGACUCGAGGUGCUCAAGAAGCUUCUCCAAAAACGAAAAGAGAGCCAGAACGAGCUGGACACAAAGAGGCUGGACGCCAAAUGGUCCAAACUACAAACCGAGAAAGAAGAGACUAUAAAACGGAUGCGGAAGGAACACAUCAAAGUGAUCAGGAAGCUGACAAAGAAGAUGGGAAAUGUUGAAGGGAAGUUGGAGAGGCGCGAUGUCAUUCAGGAGUACUCCAACUACGCCUCUCAGACCUACGCUCCCCUCUCCCGGAUUGGUUACUCCCUAGAUCGCCUCUCUGCACAGUACACAGUGAGAAGCCCUUUCCUGGACUCCUACCAAGGUUUGCUGGACAUGGAGGCCAAUCUUCCAGAUUUUGUAACACAGCCUCGUGUCCAGGCCCCCAAGCCCAGGACAACCACAAGGGACGGCUUCUUGAAACGUCAAGCUCUGCUGGACCGUGAGCUGAAGCAAGUCCACGAGACCCUGCUGAACAAGAAGAAUGACACUCCGCAGCCACAGAAGCCUCUCCGCUUCUUACAGAAGAUAGAGAAGCCGACUCCCCGGCCUGCCACCCCCAGAGUGCCAGAGCCGCCAGAGGGAGACGAGGACAAGGAGCUGGCUGUCAUCUUCAUACAGAAAUUGAUCCGGGGUCGGGCGAUACAGAACAUGAUAUUCGAGGGGAAGGAGAAGCGGCUGGAGCUGAUCCGGGAACUGCGCACCACGCACGCCCUGCAGGAGGAGGGGCAACUGCUGAAGGAGGAGGAUAGACAGGAGACCCUGGCCCUGCAGCGUCAGCAUGAACUCGAGGAGCACAAGGCCUCGGUGCAGGAAGAGCACCUGUCCCGGCUGGAGGGGGAGGUCCUCUCGGACAUGUUCGACUUCCUCUCCAAGGAGCUCGUCCGCCUGCAAGAAGAGCGCAGGAUCCACGCAUUCGCCAUGCUCGCCGAACGCCACCGGCGCAUCCGAGAAGCGGAAGAAAGCGGGAGGAGACAGGUGGAGGAGCGGAGGAGGCGGGAGGAGGAUCCUCGUGUCCGGCAGGUUGUUAACAUUCACCAGAGCACCGUGGACUCUUACCUGGAGGACGUCAUCCUCAGUGCCACCGAGAGCACGGCGGAGGAGCAGGCCCGAGAGGAGAUCCAGCGCAGAGCUCAGGAGAUCAAUGAUAUCGCUUAUCAGAUGGAGGGCAGCCGUACCCGGCUACAGUCGGAGGAGAUCGUGGCGGAGUUGGUGUACAGUUUCCUCAUCCCAGAGAUCCAGAAGAAGACUGUCCGGGAGAGAGUGAGGAACUCCCAGCGCAGACAUAUUGCUGCCGCCCAUCGGAUCGUUCAUGGAAACACCGAGGACUACCUGAGGGCGGAGUCACACCAAUCACAAGCAGCGACCGAGGCGGAGCGGGAAGGGGAAGAAUUGCAGUGA
Messenger RNA from Nanorana parkeri, 1785 nucleotides. Its product is annotated as protein MAATS1-like. NCBI's taxonomy places the organism in Eukaryota, Metazoa, Chordata, Amphibia, Anura, Dicroglossidae. The annotation marks the transcript as partial. The record is from RefSeq and is a predicted model, not a curated record. The transcript has 12 exons.